Messenger RNA from Nothobranchius furzeri (turquoise killifish), 3252 nucleotides. RefSeq names its product cyclin and CBS domain divalent metal cation transport mediator 2b (gene cnnm2b). Gene Ontology annotation, biological process: magnesium ion homeostasis; intracellular manganese ion homeostasis; transport. Gene Ontology annotation, molecular function: magnesium ion transmembrane transporter activity. Gene Ontology annotation, cellular component: cytoplasm; plasma membrane. The record is from RefSeq and is a predicted model, not a curated record. NCBI's taxonomy places the organism in Eukaryota, Metazoa, Chordata, Actinopteri, Cyprinodontiformes, Nothobranchiidae.
AUUUCCAGGUUUAAAAAGUCACGGGAAGAGUUCCGUUUGCCUCUUAACAUGAGGUGCACUUGUUUUGGAUUUUGAUUGGCCAGUGAGGCUGCAAACGCCCCGCCCCUGAGCUAUCCGCCGCUCCUGAUUGGUCGAGGCCGUCGCCUGUCUCGGGGACACCCGGAGAGGCACGAGCUGGCCCGUGAGCCUGCGCUCGCGAGUCCUCAGUGUCGGACACGUAGUGGGAAAGAGCAGGUCCCGAUGCACAAGUCACGGCAGCCCUGGGCGGAGAUGAAGGCGGACUCCGACCGGCUCUGACUUUUAAAAGCCCUUUUCAUUCAGGAGGUCGGUGGCCGACGGCCAUCAACAUGGCAGACCCGUCAUCCCAGGACCCCGCCGCUGCGAAAAUGGCGUCACUUAACCGGGUCCGAGCUUUGGCGAUGCUUUUCUUAACCGUCACCGGCUGCUGUGUCACCCCGACAAGUGGCAAGGAAGGGUCCGAGGAGACCGUCAUCAUCGGGCUGCGACUGGAGGACACGGACGACAUUUCCUUCAUGGAUAAGGGAUACCUGCGCGUGAGCGAGCGCUCGCGGGUGAAGUUACGGGUUUACGGGCAGAACAUCAACAACGAGACCUGGUCCAAAAUAGCUUUUACGGAACACGAGCGGAGCCGGCCGGCAGGGAGCUUCGACAGCUCCUCGGGGGAUAACGAGAGCCAGGAGGAGUCCUCCGGCUCGCAUCCCUGCGGGAUUAGGACUUCGGAUAUAAUCAUAUUACCCAACAUCAUCCUGAGUCGGAAAACCUCCGGAGUUGUGGAAAUUGAGGUCAAACCUCUGAGGAAGACUGAAAGGAGUAAAGCGUAUUACCUCUGCAUCGCCACCUCUGCGCCGGCUGUGGCCGGGAUGCACGACCCGUGGACGGAGAACACCUGGAUCUACCACGAUGGGGACGACACCAGGGUGAUAGUGGUGGAGGAGAAGAAGUUCCUGCUGCCUUUCUGGCUGCAGGUCAUUUUCAUCUCCAUGCUGCUCUGCCUGUCCGGCAUGUUCAGCGGCUUGAACCUGGGGCUCAUGGCUCUGGACCCCAUGGAGCUCCAGAUCGUCCAGAACUGCGGUACCGAGCGGGAGAAGAAUUACGCCAAAAAGAUCGAGCCGGUCCGGAGCCAGGGGAACUACCUGCUGUGCUCGCUGCUGCUCGGGAACGUGCUGGUCAACACCACGCUGACCAUCCUGCUGGACGACAUCGCCGGUUCCGGUCUGAUCGCCGUGGUCAUGUCCACCAUAGGAAUAGUGAUCUUUGGAGAAAUCGUGCCCCAGGCCAUCUGCUCCAGGCACGGCCUCGCUGUGGGCGCCAACACCAUCUUCCUCACCAAGUUCUUCAUGCUGCUCACCUUCCCUGCGUCCUACCCGGUCAGCAAGCUGCUGGACUACCUGCUCGGACAGGAGAUCGGAACCGUGUACAACCGGGAGAAGCUCCUGGAGAUGCUGCGCGUAACGGACCCCUACAACGACCUGGUGAAGGAGGAGCUGAACAUCAUCCAGGGCGCCCUGGAGCUCCGGACUAAGACCGUGGAGGACGUGAUGACGCCGCUGAGAGACUGUUUUAUGAUCCCGGGGGACGCCACUCUGGACUUCAACACGAUGUCAGAAAUCAUGAAGAGCGGCUACACGCGCAUCCCGGUGUUCGAGGGCGAGAGGUCCAACAUAGUGGACCUGCUUUUUGUGAAGGACCUGGCCUUCGUGGACCCGGAUGACUGCACGCCGCUCAAAACCAUCACCAGGUUUUACAGCCACCCGCUGCACUUUGUUUUUAAUGACACCAAGCUGGACGCCAUGCUGGAGGAGUUUAAAAAAGGAAAAUCCCACCUGGCCAUAGUUCAGAGGGUGAACAACGAAGGUGAGGGAGAUCCUUUCUACGAGGUUCUGGGAAUCGUCACCCUGGAGGACGUGAUAGAAGAAAUAAUAAAGUCAGAGAUCCUGGACGAGACGGACUUGUACACUGACAACAAGACGAAGAAGAAAAUCACCCAUCGGGAAAGGAAGCAGGAUUUCUCAGCCUUCAAGCCGACCGACAAUGAGAUGAAGGUUAAAAUUUCACCUCAGCUUCUGCUGGCUACCCUGCGUUUCCUAGCAACAGAGGUGGAGCCCUUCUCGCCGGCACAGAUGUCCGAAAAGAUUCUGCUGCGAUUACUGAAGCAUCCCAACGUCAUCCAGGAGCUGAAGUACGACGAGAAAAACAAGAGAGCAGCGGAGCACUACCUCUUCCACAGGAACAAGCCCGUGGACUAUUUCAUCCUUGUUCUGCAGGGGAAAGUGGAGGUGGAGGCAGGAAAAGAGGGGAUGAAGUUUGAAGCGGGACCUUUCACCUUCUACGGGAUGAUGGCGCUGACCACUUCACCUGUGCCUCUGUCCCUGUCUCGUACGUUUGCUGUCAGCAGAACUGAAUCAUUAGCAGGAUCUCCAGAGAACAAGUCGCCUCCGCGGCCGUUUGGGGUGAACCACUCGGAUUCUCUGAACAGGGGCGACCGGGUGGAUGCUGUCACCCCGACGCUGGGCAGCAGCAACAACCAGCUCAACUCCUUCCUUCAUAUCUACGUCCCUGAUUCUUCUGUCAGAGCGCGCUCAGACCUGCAGUUUAUUAAGGUAACGCGCCAACAGUACCAGAACGCCGUGAUGGCGUCACGGAUGGACAAGACUCCCCAGUCGACAGACAGUGAAUUCACAAAGAUCGAACUCACGCUGACGGAGCUCCAUGACAGAGUGGAGGCCCCGCCCCUCCUCACCACCAUGACCAGCACCACAAGCCCCUCCCCCGCAGUGGCCAUCUCCAUAGCUAACGAGACAUCCCACCUGAUCAGCCAGCAGCAGAACUGUGUGGGUCUGAGCAGGAGCAACCACAGCACCCACAACGAGGGACCCAUCUAGCCCCGCCCCCUGCUGAGCUGGUGGAGCCUAACACCUUCCACCAUGUCCGGUGGACGCAGGCGGAGCGCUGGCGUAGAUGGAGAUGAGGGAACAUGGGGCUUCUGCAAGCCCCUCCCCCUGGUCAGUCAGUCAGACCCCAUUAGCAGGGCGUGGCGGGUGCUCCGCCCCCACCUGAACGCUGUCACACCUGCUGCACCAAACACCCUCCUGUAGGGAGAGGGAGUCCCGGAUGGAACCUGUCACCGGGCGUUUGUUUGGGACGAUCUAACGCAGGACGGCGGAGCGCAGGAGGACACAAGCCAACGCGCGCGUUGUUGCUCCUCAGGACCAAAGACUUUGGUCCCCCUGC